UUUGAAGUUGAUGAAGAUGGUUUCUUCAACUGAAACAUUUUCCAUCGCUUUGUUGAGUGUUUUUCUCUUCCUCUUCCCAUCAGGAUUAUAUGCAAGGACUUUGACCAUCACCAACAGGUGCACCUACACAGUGUGGCCGGCAGUUUUAUCCGCCGCCGGAAGCUCGCCGCUCCCCCCAACCGGCUUCGCCCUCCUACCAGGUGACUCCAACACUCUCUCUGUUCCUCCCGCUUGGUCCGGCCGAUUGUGGGGUCGUACCCUUUGCUCCGUCGACAUCACCGGCAAGUUCUCAUGCGUCACCGGUGACUGUGGCACGUCAACGAUAGAAUGCGCCGGCGCGAAUCCCGCCCCACCAGUUACUCUGGUGGAGUUUGAUUUUAACGGGACCGGCCUGACAAACUUAUACUACAUCAGCCUCGUCGAAGGUUUCAACCUUCCGGUGAGGGUGACUCCCAGGGAUGGAAACUGUUCAGCGACGGGUUGCUCAGUGGACUUGAACGCGAUGUGUCCAAUGGAGCUUACUGUGAUUAGGGAUGGAGAGGCCGUGGCUUGUAAGAGCACGUGCCAAACUGAACCAUGCUCUAGUUCACUGCUUUUCAAGACAGCAUGUUCUGGGGCUCGUGUCUAUGCUCACGAUCAUGGCUUCUUCUCUUGUUCAUCUCCUCAUUAUACACUCACUUUCUGUCCCACUUCCAAGAGUUGGAGGAAGGCAGAGAACGAAAAAGACCCUCCAGGGAAAAACGCAGUAAAAUACACAGGCGUGUUGGCUGUUAUUAGCGUUAUUUGUGGCUUCAUAAUAUUCCGAAUAAGGUUACGUUUAUCAAACAGAGAUUGGGAAAUCAGCUUGAGCGCAGGAACUACAAAUGACACUGGGCAAUGUUAA
Messenger RNA from Vigna unguiculata (cowpea), 883 nucleotides. RefSeq names its product pathogenesis-related thaumatin-like protein 3.5 pseudogene. NCBI's taxonomy places the organism in Eukaryota, Viridiplantae, Streptophyta, Magnoliopsida, Fabales, Fabaceae. The record is from RefSeq and is a predicted model, not a curated record.